AUGGUACCUUACUUUAUUGAAGUUGAAUAUCCGAAAUUUUUCGUAGAAUGGCUAUCAUCAAAAAGUCUUGAUCAGUUUUCGUCCAAUGCUUGGCUUUCAUUUGUAUCGAUACUGAGCAAUAUGUGUCGUCAUGAAGCGGGCGUCGUAGCUCUAAAUGAAUUUAAUGCAAUUACUUUAUUAAAAGAAUUCAAGUCAACGUAUUCGUCAUCGUUAUUCACUCACGACGAUUUAUUGGCUUUAUAUUAUAUUAUCUACUCAGCACUGCUAAAACCACAUGAAUUGAAAAACGAAACUGACCUAGAUAUUCAAAUGGCAAUUGACUUUGGAAGUCAUCCUUCUGUUACGUGGUCAACUGUGGAGGUAACCUGCGUCAAUCAAAGAUCACGGUUCACAAUGCUUAAGAAUGAGGGCUUGAAGAAAGACUGCUUGCUUGCUUGCUUAUCAGGAACAUUUUUCAGCACUUGCUUCCAGGACAGUUACGAUGAUAAACUAAAGUCGAACAAUGAUUUUAUUCGUAUUGUUGUGCAUGCAGCUCAGCAGCCGACAACAGAAACAAAAAUAGACGUUGAACAACGAUCGAGUAUUAGAAAUUCGGCUCAAGGCAUCUUAACGAAUCUUGAUAUCGAUCAAGAAAUGCUUACGUAUAAGACACCAAGCAAGGAAAAUGAGAAUGAAAUGAGCGUCAUGGUUUCUUACGCACAUCGUGAUGCCGAUAUCUGUCAGAAGCUUGUACAGAAACUAAAAGAAAGAAUUAGCUCAGUAUGGGUCGAUUUCGAGAAACUUGAAGCAAAUGAUUGCUGGGAAGAUAUAGCUCAUGCCAUAACAGAAUCUAAUACCAUUCUAAUAAUCGCAACCGAAAAUUAUUGUGCAAGUAAAUCGUGUCGGCGAGAAGCAAUACAUGCUGAUAAACGGGGGAAAAGAAUCAUACCCAUUUACCUCUCUGACUAUCAACCAGAGGAAUGGUUGGAAAUAAGGAUUGAGAAUGCGACCUAUGUAAAGUUUAAUAAAAGACCAUUCGAAGAAACAGUCGCUAAACUGAUCGAUUUGAUUCUAAUAAAUGAGAAGAAGAACCCGAAGUCGGGACAUGGAGAUAUCUCAAUACAAGCAAAGCCUGUCGAACAGUCGAAGCUACCAACACUACCAAUCCAAGCUCCUCAUGAACUAAAAUCAGCUGAAACAAAGGUUACUUCUCCAGUACAAAGCGAAUCAAAGGCUUACAUCCCAGAUCUACCCGAAAUUCUACCGAAAAUAACGACAGAAACGCACUUUAAUGAAAAAGCGCUUUUGAAUUGGACACAAGAUGAUGUUAAAAUGUGGUUUCAUCAUGAAAGACUGAACCCGCAUUUGUGUGAGUUGUUUUCUUUUGCGAGUGGUACUGCAUUACUGACCUAUGCGAAAUUGAUCUUACGUGGCGACGAUGCAAGAAUCCAAAGUGAGUACGAAGAGUUAGCUUACCGUCUAAAGGGUGAAUUAUUCCAUCGUGACCAGUACGCUGUUUUAAUGGGUUCGUUAGACAAAUUAAUCUCUCGUUUCGAACAGAAACCGAUUUCUGACUGGAAUAGCGAUGAUAUUCAACGGUGGUUUCGUGAGCAUAAUCUACCAUCGUAUCUAUAUGAAAUGUUUGGAUUUUCAAACGGGCAAGCACUUUUCAUGUAUGCUCGCCUCGUAACUACAUUGAACGCAGACAAUGAAUAUGAACGGUUGAAAAAACGGUUAGAGAUCCAGUACGGCAAACCUUUCUACUUAAGUGAACAUGCUAAACUUUUAACUGCAAUGAUCGAACUAACAAAUACCUUUCAAAAAGCCUCACAAGUUGAACAAUCUGUCAUAAAUAACAGCGAAUCUCUAUCGUGUUCUGUAAUGUAA
Didymodactylos carnosus is the source of this 1866-nucleotide messenger RNA. NCBI's taxonomy places the organism in Eukaryota, Metazoa, Rotifera, Eurotatoria, Philodinida, Philodinidae. The record is from the annotation of a GenBank genome assembly.